Messenger RNA from Gopherus flavomarginatus (Mexican gopher tortoise), 4637 nucleotides. RefSeq names its product solute carrier family 49 member 3 (gene SLC49A3). Gene Ontology annotation, molecular function: transmembrane transporter activity. Gene Ontology annotation, cellular component: membrane. NCBI's taxonomy places the organism in Eukaryota, Metazoa, Chordata, Testudines, Testudinidae. The record is from RefSeq and is a predicted model, not a curated record. Gene Ontology annotation, biological process: transmembrane transport. The transcript is spliced from 10 exons. The coding region runs from base 215 to 1633 and encodes 472 amino acids.
CAGGCAGGAAGGGAAAGGCAGGGAGAGGCUUGCCCAAGUGCAGCUGUUGCACCUAGGAGAAAGCAACCAGCAUUCAGAGCACCUGACAGGAGAGCAGGUGCUGUGCACUGAGCAAGGUGCCCAGGGUCUGCCACUCACACCCUGUUGCUUCCUGGCCUCCCCCAAGAGAACCACCACCACGGCUUCCAGAGACAGGCGCUUUGAGAAGGGGAAGAUGGAUGAGGAAACAACAGGCGACUCUGAGACCUUGCUGGAAAAGCCAGGGCCAGCUGAGCUGAGGAAACCGGUGCUGUUCAGAACUUACAGGCGGCGAUGGUUCCUGCUGCUGGUGGUUUGCCUGCUGAACUGCUCCAAUGCCAUGCUGUGGCUGACGUUUGCUCCAGUGGCUGACAAAACAGCAGCCUACUUCCACAUCUCCAUGGAUACGAUUAACUGGCUGUCUCUGGUGUACCUUCUCAUAUCUAUCCCGUUUGGACUGGUGGCAACCUGGAUUCUUGACACCGUGGGACUCAAGUGUGCUGUGAUACUUAGUGCCUGGCUGAACAUGGUUGGAAGCAUCAUUCGGACUUUCAGUGUCAUCAGCUUCCUGAGUCUGGGAUCCCUGACCUACACGUACCUGUUCAUAGGACAGUGCCUCUGUGCUCUGGCUCAGCCACUUGUCAUUUUUUCUCCAACAAAACUAGCGGCCCUGUGGUUCCCAGACCACCAGAGAGCUACGGCAAAUAUGAUCUCUUCAAUGUCUAAUCCCUUGGGAAUUCUUAUCGCUAACUUGCUGUCCCCUGCACUUGUGUCUGAAGAAAAAGAUAUACCACUGAUGCUUGGACUGUACGCCACCCCUGCAGUUACAGCCUGCAUCCUGGCCACGGUUGGUGUUCACGACAAGGUCCCUCCAACUCCACCAUCAGCAAGCGCCACUCAUUCUACCUCGCAGCCAUUUUUCACAGGCUUGAAAAUGCUUCUGAGAAAUAAACCAUACGUCAUCCUGAUGGUCUGUUUUGGAGCAGGGAUUGGGAUGUUCACCUGCUUUUCGGCUCUUCUGGAACAGAUCCUGUGUGUAAGGGGGUAUUCAAAUUUCUUUGCAGGCCUGAAUGGUGCGUUGUUCACGGUGUUUGGGUUACUUGGUGCUUUCCUUCUGGGACUGUACGUCGACAAGACCAGAAGAUUUAUAGAAUCCACCAAGGUCUGUUUCUGCCUGACUGCGCUAGCCAGCAUCGCAUUUGCAGUCAUGUCUCGGUUCAGGAAUCAGGCCGUUCCACUGGCUCUGAUCAGCUCGCUGUUUGGGUUCUUUGGAUUUUCUAUCUACCCCGUUGCUAUGGAGCUAGCGGUAGAAUGCUCCUUCCCGGUGGGAGAGGGAACAUCCACAGGCCUCAUUUUUGUUUCAAGUCAGAUCCAAGGAGUGAUCUUAAUGCUGCUAUUGCAAGCCCUCACGGUGCAGAUUUCCACGGCUCCAUUCUCCACCUGUGACACUGAGGAAGGUGGAGCAUUAGACUGGACAGUUUCCACGCUGGUGAUGGCUGGAGCGUGCAGUGUGGUAGCCUGCUUCUAUGUUAUCUUCUUCCACACCGACUACAAGAGACUCCAUGCCGAAGCAUCGAAAGCCGCAUCAAUCAACAAAACUGGAACUGAAGCCUAAAACGUCUUAUUUACAACUGUACACUAGCAUGGCUGGGGAAAACGGACUAAUCUCUGUGGGAAACAGCCAGUCACACCUGUGCAUUCAGCUGCCACGCUGUGGCCCUGAGUCUGGUAUGGAUCUUACAGGUGCUACCACAAGUGCUACUCCAAGUUGGACAACAGAGGGGCUGAAACAUCGUCUGCCCUUGCAGUUCUCCACCAGAUCCCGAGCUGGACUUUUAGGACAAGAUUCAAGGGAGGGGUAUGUGUGCUAUUUGGAUCUUGCUAAAGUGAUUAAAAGAAGCAAAGAUGGAUAGGUCAUCUACAGAGAUAAGAAUAUUCAGUAGCAACAGUAAUGCUGAAGUAUUGCAAUGGAGAUAAACCUCAUCUUUCAGGAGUCAAGGCCAUUUUUUAAGUACUAGAGGUUGGGCUCCCUGCAUCUUCCUCGGAGGUAUCUGGUGCUGGCCACUGCUAGAGACAGAAUGCUGGCCUCGAAGGACCAUGGUUCUGAUCAGUAUGGCAUUUCUGAUGGUGAGGGGUGACCUUUCAUCAAGCGAUGGAGGUGGUAAAAACUGGGCAGGUGGGUUUUAUCUUUGUUCAAUGUUCUGUAAGCCCCCAUGGUGGGCACAGCACACGCUUCUAAAAUCACCUGCAGCAUCUUUUCCUGGAGACAUGCGAGGGGAAGCCCUGAUAUUUAAACACCAAAUGUAAAGGAGAAUUGACACACACAUCCCUCCUGAAGGAGAGAUUAAGAGCCAGUGCAGGUUACGAGACUGGGUUUUAUAACACCCUCCCUCCACUCACUCCCCUGCCAUACAGGCAGCGAUGCAGAAUCGACUUCGAGCCUGUUGCUACUUCUGCCUUAACCACAAACCCUUGACCCAUUUCUAACAGUUACAAUUUAAUAAGCAAAGGAACCGGCUGACCCUGGAGCAGGCCUGUGCUCACUGCCCAGGAGAGGGUGAGGUUAAAAGGGAGGCACAAGCACUGUUGGGAAGCAGCAUGGCAGGAAAAGGAUGAUUUAGCUCCUUACCGCAGCAGGUGCUGCCCAUGGCAAACCCAAAAACCCCAGGGAGGGGCAAAGGUCAAUCCUCAGUGGGAACCUGCUUGAGGCCCGUAAUGGUAACACAGGGAGCGAUUCACCCCUCGGGGGUCGAGACUAAUGCACAGUGUCCCAGGGUAGUGCAGGGAGGUGUAACUAAAAUUCUCCCCGUGGGAAAGUGACAUUUCCAGCAUGGGGCUCAGUCCAAUUUGAAACAAAACUUAAAAUUUUCAGCCUUUCCAGGAAAGAGGAAAUUCCUAGGAAUUUUUGUUGUGGGACUAGGGACAGGAGAUGUUUCCAAGAGGAAAUAUGCUCCUCAGGCCUGGUCAGCUGCUGAGUGAAAUUAACAUGAUUGACAUCAGUUUCGCAGCUGCCCACCAUCAACCAGCAGCUGUGAAAUCAUGUCAGUUUUACUCAGCAGCUCCCUGGCUUUGCAGGGUCUGCACUUCUGGGGCCUCCUGAGCUGGGGCCGCAGGGCUCCCAGCUCCAGGGAGGAAGCUUGGAAGCUUCGCAAGCCCAAGCUCAGGCGUGGGUCUCAGGGCCACCCAACUCCCAGCCACGCAGCAGGGAGUCUGGAGGCCCUACAGUCCCCAACGCUGGUGCAGCCUUGGAGCUGCAGAUCCUGGAAGCCCUGGCUGUCAAGCAGCCUGCCAGGUGGACUGGGCAGGGACCCAGGGAGGUUUCAUUCCAAACUGCCACCUGUCAUUUGUUGAAUAUUAACUAAACCUGCCACAUAUCUGUGAAACAUUUUGGGUUAGACAAAUGAGCAUUUGCAACCCUGUUCUGGCGGACAAUUCCUGACCAGUUCUACUGAGUCCACAAGUAGCUGUCCAAGGGACACUAAUGACUCCGUCCCUGCCCCCUGCCAUCUCUCUGUUGUAGCUUUCUACAGCCCAGGCACUAUUUGCACUUUGGAAACUGCUAAGAAGUAGUUGGGAAAACUUUCACUUGCGGUAAACCUGAAGUCUCUGGGGAACGAGCUACAUGGUGUGUUGGCUGUAACACAAACAUAUUAGAACAGAGGCAGGACCAUUUCAGAUUCCUUCUAGAAAGCAGCAGGAGUGUCUUAAAGUGACAUUUGGGUUGUCUCCCAAGAGCCAUGCACAGAUGUUCUCAUACCUGCAUAGAAAGGAGGUUUGCUGCCUUUAAGACCGCGCCUUGCUCUCCCCACAACCAAGAGAGGUGAGGCCUCAACUGGAGUAUUGUGUCCAGUUCUGGGCACCGCAUUUCGAGAAAGAUGUGGAGAAAUUGGAGAGGGUCCAGAGAAGAGCAACAAGAACAUAAGAACAGCCGUACUGGGUCGGACCAAAGGUCCAUCUAGCCCAGUAUCUGUCUACCGACAGUGGCCAAUGCCAGGUGCCCCAGAGGGAGUGAAGCUAACAGGCAAUGAUCAAGUGAUCUCUCUCCAGCCAUCCAUCUCCAUCCUCUGAUGAACAGAGGCUAGGGACACCAUUUUUACCCUUCCUGGCUAAUAGCCAUUUAUGGACUUAGCCACCAUGAAUUUAUCCAGUUCCCUUUUAAACCCUGUUAUAGUCCUAGCCUUCACACCCUCCUCAGGCAAGGAGUUCCACAAGUUGACUGUGCGCUGUGUGAAGAACUUCCUUUUAUUUGUUUCAAACCUGCUACCUAUUAAUUUCAUUUGCUGACCCCUAGUUCUUGUAUUAUGGGAAUAAGUAAAUAACUUUUCCUUGUCCACUUUCUCAACAUCACUCAUGAUUUUAUAUACCUCUAUCAUAUCCCCCCUUAGUAUCCUCUUUUCCAAGCUGAAGAGGCCUAGCCUCUUUAAUCUUUCCUCGUAUGGGACCCUCUCCAAACCCCUAAUCAUUUUAGUUGCCCUUUUCUGAACAAGAAUGUUUAAAGGUCUUGAGAACAUGACCUAUGAAGGAAGGCUGAAGGAAUUGGGUUUGUUUAGUUUGGAAAAGAGAAGACUAAGAGGGGACAUGAUAGCAGUUUUCAGGUAUGUAAAAGGGUGUCAUCAGGA